Aphanomyces astaci is the source of this 3060-nucleotide messenger RNA. RefSeq lists its product as hypothetical. NCBI's taxonomy places the organism in Eukaryota, Oomycota, Saprolegniomycetes, Saprolegniales, Verrucalvaceae. Gene Ontology annotation, molecular function: protein binding. The transcript has 11 exons. The coding region runs from base 76 to 3012 and encodes 978 amino acids. The record is from RefSeq and is a predicted model, not a curated record.
UGUUUUAAAUCAAUUUUUUAUACGGGCCGGAGGGAUUGAUUUUACUAGCAAUUGGAAUUGCGCAGUGGGCGGGCGAUGCACAACCAUGAGGAAGUGUCCAAGCGAUGGAUUGAAAUGGUGCUGUCGGACAAGAUCCACGGCGACUUGUUGCAUGCGUUGCAGGAUGGAACGAUCUUGUGCUUAUUGGUGAACCAUCUGUACCGUGCUGUGGGCAUGAAGCACAAGCGCGUUCCCAUCGAGACGAUGCAGACAUCGACGUCGAAUACGCUGUUCAGUACCAGUUGCAGGCGGCAAAACAUCCGCACGUUCAUCGAGUCGUGUCGAGCCUUCGGAGUGCCCGACGACGCCAUCUUUCGACCGAACGACUUGCUCAAGGGAUCGAACCCCCAACGAGUGUACUUGUGCAUAUUGGCGCUACAGGCAGAGGUGUUGCGGACGGCCCGUCAAAGAACUCCAUAUGAAAGAGCUUCCAUGGGGACAUUUGCUGCGGCGAGUUCGUGUCAGGAUUUCACGGACAGCACGUUGCGAGACGAUCAACCUUCCUCCUCCCAACAGCAUCCGACUGCCUUUUCGUGGGGAGACACUUCAAUGUUCACUGACGCGGCCUCCAGUGUCACCGCCUGGACUGUGCUGUUGGAACUCUAUGAAACCCAGCAAACCGAUAUGAAUAACGCAACCAACGCACAAGAUGGAGGAGUCCAAAGCGACGAAAAGCUCUCAUACGAGCUGUGGCGCACGGAAGAGCGCGUGCGGAUGCUCGUGCUGGACGAAGCAUCCUGUCGGCACUUGACGCCGCAGAUGCACGGGAAGCUGUGGAUGCUCUUGUCCGGCGCCAACACGGAAAUGGACUUGCGGAAAGGCCAUUACUCGACCUUGGUGGGCCACAGCUCUGUCAAUGCCGAGUCUGUGCGUCAAAUCGAAGCCGAUCUAACCCGCACCGUGUCGCCUGACGACGCUGAUUGGUCGGUAGAACGAAGCGACCAGCUGCGGCGGGUCUUGGUAGCGUAUGCCGUGCACAAUCCAAAGCUCGGGUACUGCCAAGGCCUCAACUACGUCGUCGCCCGCUUGCUCCAGUGCGUCGACGACGACGAGAGUGCGUUCUGGCUGCUCGAGCGCAUGAUUGCGCUGCUGCCUGAUGAUUACUACACGACCAUGCUCGGCCUCGCCAUCGACCAGCACGUGUUUGCAGAGCUCGUCGCACUUCAAACCCCCCAGAUUGUGCAGCACAUUGAGCAACUCGGGGGGUUUGGGGCCGAGCUGUCGUUGGCGUGCACGGAAUGGUUUUGCACCCUCUUUGGCAGUCCUUGUCGAAAGGAGACUACGAUUCGGGUGUGGGAUCUCUUUUUCAUCAACGGAAACGAAGCCUUGUUUCGUAUGGCGCUGGCGUUCACUCAACUGGAAUACCCGCACAUUAUGUCGUGUGAAACGUACGGCGACGUCCUUGUGUGUCUCAAUCAGAUUGGCCGAGAUGCGCUGCUGGACCCGAAACUGCUGGUGCACGUUGCCAACAGCCAAGAGAUCGUCACGUCGUCGCGUAUCGAAGACCUAAGGGCGUACCAUCGGCUGGAGCUGGCGUCGGGCAUAGCGCUUUCCAACGACCGUACGUUUGCAACCGUGGCGACGGCAGACGACGGCGAUCCCCCGCUCUCGAUCGAAUCGGCUAAAAAACGAAAGCACCCGCUGUCGAAUCGAAAAAUUACGUCCAGGACACUCUCGCGGCAUCUAUCGCACGAGACCAUCGAUGCCGACGUCGACGACUCGGCCGAGGCCAAGUACUUUGCCGAUGCGACGGCACCCGAGAUUGUGGACGACUAUUGGGGACAAACCGAGGUGGGUCCCACGCAAGUGGCGCAGUUCAAACUCAUCACAAGCCCAAGCGACGCAUCGCUAGCCAGUCGCCCUCGACAUUUUUCCGACACGACGUACCGGCACACGUUCUCGGAGCGGAACUCGGCCCUGUAUCGAGAAGCCCGCAGCAAGAGCACCGCGGACGGCCUGCGCGCGCAUCGAGCCUCUCUGUCGCAUGCCCCCGAUCCGUCUCCUCCUUCGGAAGACGUGACCAGGCCGCCGCUGUUUUCCCACGGCAUUUUCAAAAAGAUCGAGCAAUGGACCAACAAGACACUCAAACAAAGCAGGAGGCACAGCACCCUGAACUUCGACUUCUUUGGGUCGGCCUUGGCAGGCCAGGCGAGUUUCCUCAGCGCCCCCCGCGGGGCUUCCGCGGGCGUUGUCGGGUGGGACAGCGGGAUGAUGCCGCCGCCGUCGUCAAGGGCAGCGGCUUCACAAGCUUCGCAUUGCCAUGUGACCACGCCGGACGCGGCCAUCAUGGACUUACCCCCAUACGUUGCCGAGAGCCACCCGCCGUCGCCGACCACUGCCGAAGUGUCGUUUGCCGUCGUCGCGGCACCUCUUCCAGCUUCGCCAGUCUCGUCGGAAAGUUUGGUCAAGCGCAUCGUCAGCUCGCACUCGACGCCGUCGCUCGUGUCUCUGGACAAGUCGUACCAUGACGACAGCGGCGACAGCGUCGACGGCGGCAGCUUUGACGACGCGGACGAAUCGUCGAGACGGCACAGGCUCCGCAGCACGUCGUCGUCGGUGGUUCGACCGCCGCGCCACCAGCGCGACCCGAAAAAGCCCUCGUCCGUCGCGCUGAUGGCGAUCCCGGACGACUUGGCGCCCCCAGACAUGCGACGGCACACGUCCAUGCCUGCCCGAAGCCGAGCCAAACACGCGCAUGGCCCGUCCUCCAACCUCGCCCAGCUCAACCUUGACAAUGCCCGGCUCAUCCGGGAGCGCGCCCAUGUGGUGUCGUAUCUUCAGCGCAAAGCCAGCGACGUGAGCAGUCUCAACAGCCCCGUCGACUCGGACGAGUACCGUGACAGCCUCAGCUCGGACGAAGGCACGAGGCGGGCCCACCGCGCGACCAACAGAACCAACUCGUUUUCGUUUCUCGGCAGUUUGUCGGUUGACCUCGAGCGCAGCUUGCUGCUCGAAGACAAAGAACAGGAAUAAUCCAUUGCUAGUACAGGAUUCAGUAUGCAGUAGUGCUCAUGUCAAGGC